Messenger RNA from Orussus abietinus, 1942 nucleotides. It is a transcript of the gene Tbce, whose product is annotated as tubulin-specific chaperone E. NCBI's taxonomy places the organism in Eukaryota, Metazoa, Arthropoda, Insecta, Hymenoptera, Orussidae. Gene Ontology annotation, molecular function: protein binding. The transcript has 8 exons. The coding region runs from base 196 to 1776 and encodes 526 amino acids. The record is from RefSeq and is a predicted model, not a curated record.
GUGGGAUUCUGUAUACAUGGAAAGAGCAAUGCUUGAUUUUCGAAAAUAUUAAGGCGAACAGACCUUAGCCGGCAGUACCCGAUAGGAAUAUCUAAGGGAGCCAAGACCUCGAAGUUUUGAGCCGAGAUGUCAAAUUCAGCUUUAUGACUAAUAAUUUUUAUAUAAAUAUACUAGCUACAUCUUCUACUUUCUGCGAUGGUAGAGGACAAAUUUAAGAUUGGCAGUCGUGUGGAAUGUGACGGUUAUCGAGGGACAUUAAAAUAUGUUGGACCGGUUGGUAAUACAAAAGGCCAAUGGUUUGGUAUUGAUUGGGAUGAUGUGACCCGUGGAAAACACAAUGGUACAUAUGAAAAUGUAGAAUAUUUUAAGGCAAGGCACCCUACAUCAGGCUCCUUUGUAAGACCUGGUAAAGUGAGGUUUGGAGUAACGUGUCCUGAAGCAAUUAAAUUGCGAUAUGGCUUAAUAGAUGACGAACUUGUAGGCAUCGAUAAGGAUAAUUUAGACUGUUUACAAAAGGAGAUUAAUGCUCCUUUCUUAGAAAUGGUCGGGUUUGCUAAAGUCAACAAGAAGCAAAGUAGAUUCGACCAAUUAAAGAUAGUCUGGUUACGUGAACAAGCACUAAGUGAUGCUGGAGAGCCAGGAGAAUUACAGGAAUUGUGUCCUAAUAUAGAAGAAAUUGAUCUGUCUAGAAAUUUAAUAAGUUCCUGGCAAGUUGUGGCUGACAUAUGUUGUCAACUUCACAGAUUAACUCAACUAGAUGUCAGUGAAAAUCAAUUACCCAUUGAAGAAAAUAUGGAAACAUUAAAGGAGGCCUUCUCGAGAGUGAAAAGCUUAACUAUGGCUAGAAUGAAUUAUACUUGGUCUGACAUACAGCAUUGUAUAGUCAUGUUUCCUUGUAUUAAACAACUCUCUGUAUCAUUCAACAUUGUUCAGUAUUUAGAGACACCAGAGGAACAUUCUAAUAUGUCCACAUUAGCCGAGCUCACGUUGGAAGGGAAUCUUCUUUCUAAUUGGGAUGAGAUUUUAAAAUUAGGUCACCUUCCAAGCUUGGAAUACCUGAACUUAAAUUCAAACAAAAUAAACAAGAUCCAUUUUCCGACUAAUAAUCCAACGGAAAAGACUAAUCUAUUUCCAGCAUUAAAGCAACUUCAUAUAUCGGGUAACAAUAUAUCUGAGUGGCAAUCAAUUAGUGAGUUAGAAAAGUUGGUGAGUCUUAAAGACCUGAAAUUUAGGGAAAAUCCUAUUUUAAAAAAUGAAAGUAUAGAAACAGGACGGCAAAUAAUAAUAGCUAAAAUAUCAAAUCUGAAAUCACUCAAUGGCACAGAAGUUAGUUGCGAAGAAAGGAGAGGUGCAGAAUAUGAUUAUUUAAAAUUAUUUGGUCCACAAUGGAUACAGUGUGAAAGUAAUCCUGAAGCAAGACAAGAAUUUAUAAAAAAUCAUCCUCGAUAUCCAGCACUAGUCGAAAAAUACGGAUCUCCUGAUAUCCCGGUAAUUAAAACUAAUUCAGGAUUGGUGUCAAACGUAAUAUUUGUUGAGUUUGUAUGCCCGGAUGACCCAACGCAAUCUAAGGGUAUAAAAAGGAAACUCCUCAAAGAUAUGGAACUACAAAAAGUUUGUGGUCUUGUACAACGCCUUUUUAAAACAGGCGGUAAAAUACCGAUUUUAACUUUUGUGCAACGCAAUCUCUCACCGAGUGAAAUACCUCUGGAUAAGCCACUGCAAAAAUUAAGUUAUUACUCAUUACAAGAUGGUGACCAAAUCAUGGUGCGGUGGUGAUAACUAAAUAUAAUUUAUAGAGAUAAAUGUAUUUUCUACACUGUUGAAACUUCGUUCUCGUACUUUGUUAUUAAACUUUUUUAAUUGCACACUAGCUUUUUCUGAAUUCUAUUGCAGAUAAACCAACUAAUAUAUAUGAGAUAAUAAAGUGGAUUUGUGAGAUGCA